Chilo suppressalis (striped riceborer) is the source of this 1544-nucleotide messenger RNA. The record is from the annotation of a GenBank genome assembly. NCBI's taxonomy places the organism in Eukaryota, Metazoa, Arthropoda, Insecta, Lepidoptera, Crambidae.
UCUGAACUGAAAUAAAAAAAAUGGCUCGUGUCAUUUAGCAUUAUUAUUUUACAGUUUAUUUUGAUUUGUUUAUUUCAGAUUAUUUUUUAUUUAUGUUUUUGAAAUAAGUUUGCGUUUUCAUCAAAACUAAUGGCACAAGAUAUCAAAAAAGUAUCACCGGUUAUUCACGGAAAAGUGUCGUCAUCCACUAUGGAAAAAGGAAAAGUUACCUAUUGUACGGACCUUGAAAAAUCUGUUAUAAUGAGCAAUUUCGAGAGACGUGGUUGGACGCAAGUAGGUCCCGAGGACGAGUGGAAUUUUUACUGGUCCUUCACCACAAACUGCCGGAAUAUCUUCAGCAUCGAGAGCGGAUAUAGAAUGAACGAUAAUCAGAUGAUAAAUCACUUCCCGAACCACUAUGAGCUGUCUCGUAAAGAUUUAUUGGUGAAAAACAUCAAGAGAUAUAGGAAGGAACUGGAAAAGGAUGGCAAUCCCUUGGCGGAAAAAGUUGAGGUUUCACUUCCUAACGGUCAAGUAGUGACACGUUAUUUACAUCUGGAUUUUAUUCCAGUGACCUACGUGUUGCCUGCUGACUAUAACAUGUUCGUUGAGGAGUACCGAAAAUCACCACAAAGCACUUGGAUAAUGAAGCCGUGUGGAAAAUCUCAGGGCGCUGGAAUUUUUUUAAUAAACAAACUGUCGAAACUGAAGAAAUGGUCACGCGAAGCAAAAACUCCCCUCCAUCCGCAACUGAGCAGUAAAGAAAGUUACGUGAUAUCGCGUUACAUCGACAACCCGCUUUUGAUAGGAGGCAAAAAAUUUGAUCUGCGCUUGUACAUUCUAGUUACGUCGUUUAGGCCUUUGAAGGCGUAUUUAUUCCAACAUGGCUUUUGUAGAUUCUGUACUGUGAAAUACGAUACGAGUGUAACAGAGUUGGAUAACAUGUAUGUACACUUGACAAACGUAAGCGUACAAAAGCACGGUGGAGACUACAACAGCUUGCACGGAGGCAAAAUGAGUAUACAGAAUUUCCGAUUGUAUUUAGAGGGGACGCGCGGACGUUCGGUGACUGAAAAAUUGUUCGCAGAAAUGCACUGGCUGAUUGUGCAUUCUUUGAAGGCUGUGGCCCCCGUGAUGGCUAACGACAGGCAUUGUUUCGAAUGCUACGGUUACGAUAUAAUAAUUGAUAAUACUCUGAAGCCGUGGUUGGUUGAAGUUAAUGCGUCACCGUCUUUGAUAUCAACAACGCACAGUGAUAGGAUACUAAAAUAUAAAUUAAUAGAUAACAUCGUUUCAGUCGUUGUGCCACCGGAUGGUAUACCUGACGCGAGGUGGAAUAAGAUACCAUCGGCAGAUGCAUUGGGUGAUUUUAAAUUGCUCAUUGAUGAAGAACUAAUGGAAAGAGAAGAUGCGAAUUCGCGUUACAAUAAAUUUCACCGCUUUAGACAAUAAAUAAUUAUGCAAAUCAAAUGAUAUUUUUUAGGAUGUUUAGUUGAAUCGAUUAAUUUCACAUAUUUUGUUUUUACUAUAAACUAAAAGUAAAUUAUAUAAUAAUCAUAUUAACG